Lepisosteus oculatus (spotted gar) is the source of this 4398-nucleotide messenger RNA. It is a transcript of the gene sirt1, whose product is annotated as sirtuin 1. Gene Ontology annotation, cellular component: nuclear inner membrane; rDNA heterochromatin; nucleus. NCBI's taxonomy places the organism in Eukaryota, Metazoa, Chordata, Actinopteri, Semionotiformes, Lepisosteidae. Gene Ontology annotation, molecular function: transcription corepressor activity; histone deacetylase activity, NAD-dependent; NAD+ binding. Gene Ontology annotation, biological process: negative regulation of DNA-templated transcription. The record is from RefSeq and is a predicted model, not a curated record.
UUUAAAUCUCCCAUCAGCUGUCGUGCACGGAAGAUUUCUAUGGUCGAGUCUGAGCGGCGAGGAGCCCGAGUGAGCUAAAGAUGGCGGACGGAGAGAAUAUCCUCCUAAACUCCAGCGCCAGUGGCUUCGAAACAGAUGAACCUCUGCCUAAAAAGCCGAAGGUGGGAUUGGCGUUUAGUUACGGGGAUAAGGCCGCUCAGAUCGAUCAGGAGAGUGGGAUCGGGGCCGGCGAGACUGGGGCGGCGGCUGCCGUAGCACCAGCAGCUGCAGCGGUGUCGGCGGCGGCGGCGACGACACAGCGGCCGGGGUUGGAGGAGGUGGUGACGGUGGGACAGGCCUCGGCUGCACCAGGAGGAGACAAUGGGCUUCUGGGCUUGGAGCUGCAGGAGGGGCUGGGGGAGGAGGGAGAGAAUGAUCCGGUCGGCGGUUCUGCUGCAGAGCGACCAGAGUACAUUGAUCUCAAUGAUGAGAUUCUGCCCAAUGGAUUCCAUUCCUACGAUUGCGAUGACGAUGAUGACAGAUCUUCGCACGCAAGUUCUAGUGACUGGACACCUCAGCCCCAGAUAGGCUCCUACAGUUUUAUUCAGCAACACAUUAUGAGAGAAACAGACCCUCGAACGAUUUUAAAAGACCUUCUCCCAGAAACUGUUCUUCCUCCUGAUCUGGAUGAUAUGACACUGUGGCAAAUAAUAAUCAACAUAUCGGAGCCUCCAAAAAGAAAGAAACGCAAAGACAUCAACACCAUGGAAGAUGUGGUCAGGUUACUGCAAGAAUGUAAAAAGAUUAUAGUUUUGACCGGAGCUGGGGUCUCGGUGUCCUGUGGAAUACCUGACUUUAGAUCCCGUGAUGGCAUUUACGCGCGGCUUGCGAUUGACUUCCCCGAUCUUCCUGAUCCUCAGGCGAUGUUUGACAUAGAAUACUUCAGGAGAGAUCCGCGACCCUUCUUUAAGUUUGCCAAGGAGAUCUAUCCAGGACAGUUCCAGCCGUCGCCAUGUCAUAAGUUCAUUGCAAUGUUGGAUAAGCAGGGGAAGCUUCUUCGAAACUAUACUCAGAAUAUCGACACACUGGAGCAAGUGGCUGGAGUACAAAGGAUCAUACAAUGUCAUGGGUCUUUUGCAACAGCGUCUUGUUUAAUCUGUAAAUACAAAGUUGACUGUGAAGCUAUUAGAGAAGACAUUUUUAAUCAGGUUGUACCUCAUUGCCCCAAGUGUCCACCUGAUUUUCCUCUUGCCAUCAUGAAACCAGACAUAGUUUUCUUUGGAGAGAACUUACCAGAACAGUUUCACAGAGGCAUGAAACAUGACAAAGAUGAAGUGGACUUGCUGAUUGUCAUUGGAUCUUCACUGAAAGUGCGACCAGUGGCUCUUAUUCCAAGCUCAAUUCCUCAUGAAGUGCCUCAGAUUCUGAUCAACAGAGAACAGCUGCCCCAUCUGAACUUUGAUGUGGAAUUGCUUGGAGACUGUGAUGUUAUCGUUAAUGAACUAUGCCAUAGGCUAGGUGGAGACUAUGAACAACUGUGCUACAACCCUUUAAGACUUUCAGAGAUUACAGAGAAACCCCCAAGGCCACAGAGGGAGUCUGAACUACAGUUCUGCGACCUGCCACCCACCCCCCUCGAGCUCACUGAAGACUCUGGUUCCUGGGAACAGACAAGCGAGCCCACCCACAACUCUGUGGGAACUUUGGAAGAAUUGACUGGAGAUCGGUUAUCGAACAAAGGAGAGCCUACCUCUGAGCUUGCAGUGGACAACGGGAUGGAAAACUCCUCAAAAAGCAGGACUGGGUCUUCUGGGGACAGUGGAAAAACUGAACCGAAUGAGUUGCAGACUUCAAAGACUGAAGAUGCCCCUGGAUUGGGAGAGAAAAAUGCAGAUGUAGAAAUUCGCAAAAGAUACUGGAUGAGCAGAUUUGGCAGAGAGCCAGUCAGCAAACGCCUCGACAAUUCACAAUACCUGUUCCAGGCACCAAAUCACUACAUUUUCCAAGGAGCAGAAGUCUACUCCAAUUCCGAAGAUGAGUCUUCGAGUUCCUGUGGAAGUCACAGCGAGGAGUCAUACUGCAGCCCAGGAGAGAUGGGGGAGGACGACAGCGAUGGUGAAGAGCUCUAUGGCCGAUUAGAAGAGGCCGAGGAUGGAGAAGAGUGUUUGAGGAGCAAUGGAGAACAGCUAGAAAAGCAAACCAAUGACCGGGAAAUCCUGAAAGACAGUAUAGCUGAGGAUGUUACAAAUAUGACACCGAUGUGAUAAAAUCCAGCGCCUGCUUUUAACUGCUACCUGUCCACCAGCGUUGGUAGUCUUUACUAUGAAAGUGUACUUCAUUGCUUUCAGACAGCCUAAGGAGAAAAAUAACCUAAAACAGAGCUGUCAUGAACCUUUUGUUUGGGGGAUGGCAACUUCAUCAGGGGGCAUUUUUUUUUCCUCAAGCAUUUAGAUUAAAGAUUGUAGCCAGUCUAGGUCUCACAUUAAGUCACCAUUCAUGUUUUUUUUUUGUCAGCAUGGUACAACACAUUUGAUUGUUUUAGUUUUUUUGCACUUUCAUAAUUUCGUUUCAUCUCCCCUGUAAGAUUGUAAGCAUGCCGCUAGAUAGCGAAUGGCAAGCAUUUGCUUUCAGAUUUCUUCCGCUAACGAACACAUAGCAGCUUAAUCAAAAACAAAACAAAGCCAUGUCAUUGGCAGCAGGAUGAAAAAGGGAAUGGCAACAGUAGACCAAAGAACAGGGUUUUUCCAUACCAGAAAAAAAGAUGAACUAUACAUUUUCAUUAAAUCUUUGUCGCUUCUGGUCUUUUGAAUUUCUAAAUAUGUCAACAGAAACACUGGCAUUUUUUUCUAAAGACUUUGGCAGCUACUUUUUAUGGUAAAUAUACUAGUAUUGUUAUUUUUGUAUUUUGUGAUACUCUAAGGCAUACUCAGCAAGAGUAGGUGACUGGUUUAAAAAACUGUCUUUGAAAAUAUAGCACUUGCAGUUUGUAGACAUUUUACGCCUUAUAUGGAUUUACAGAAUAAGCUGACACUGUGUCACUGAUUACUGUGUCUGAGUUUUCCUUUUAAAACAAACAAAUUCCUGUGGAAAUGCAGUAAUGGAAUGUUUCUCCAAAGUGUCAAUAACACCUUUUGGAUGUGGACUUAAUUAGCACAGCUAAUAACGUGACUUGUAAAGUGUUUUGGAAACAUGUGCCUGCUUUCUUAUCUUUUAAUAUAACAUUGGUGGCUGUAAAGUUGUGCUUAAGGAUGGCCGUCACUGUGGCACAAGCUCACAUUAAUGUUAAAAUACACCUUCCCAUAAAGCAUUUACACUGCCAAAAUGUAAAUUAUGCAAGCUUUUUUUUCCCCACAUAUUAGUGAGGUUCUUUUAGGAUUAACAUUGUGAAACGUUUUACAAGGAUCCUGUAGCUGCAGUGCUACGCAGAUUCACAAAUUCUCCAAUUUUGUCUUGGGAACAGCAGACGAGCACAGAACAGAUGUGAUUGUGGUAGUGUGGCAUAGACUGGAAAUGCAGAUUUGCAAUUGGGCAUCCAGGGGGAGACAUGCAUCAUAAGAAUCAGACCUCAUAACCAUUUGUUUAUGAUCCAGCAUGUGCAUUGACCCAUACUCAAUGAUCAGCACAUUUGCCAAAUACAAAAAAUAGCCUCUCAUAUAAGAGCAUAAACAUCACUUAUAUUAGCCUUCUUUAAGAAAUCAUGGUACUUUCAACAUUUGUAUUAAGAAAUGUAUGUAUGGACACACUAGAAUCAACCCCUUUUUCUGUUUUACAUUGUGUAAUUUAUUUUAUUUUAUUCCUUUAGGCAACACUAACAUCCAUGCUCAGUUGCCAGUUACAGUUUUGGGGUUAUACAAGUUUUUUUGAGUCCAGGAGUUCCCAUUUGUUUCCUUUUGCUGCAUUGAAAAAGCCAUCUUUCCAUUUCUGACAUGCAUGAGGCUACGAGUCACUUAGGUUCAAGAACCUAUUGAAAUCACAGUCUGGUUUUAAGUUAUUUUUUACAAAGAGACUUUCUUUAUUGCUACUUUGUACUGUAUAUAUGUUUUACAUAAUCUACUGGUGUAGAUUUUAUAGAUACCAACUAGUUAGUGUGACUUCAACUUCUCUGCAAAAUGUUUAAAAUACAGGAGCAACAUUUUCUAUUGUUCUGUUAUUUUUUAUGUACGGUUUCAGAAAUGGCAUGGCAAGAAAAGCCCCUUUUCCAGCAAGUUUAUAAAAUGCAUAAAUUCUAUUCUGCCUUUCUCUCGCUCUGUUCUGUCAUGCUUAUCAUUUAUGAUUUGUCAAUGAGUUUUAUACAGGUUAAGAGCAACUUGUUCUAAAGCCCGUCUUGAGUUAUACAUUUUUUAUUUUAUGUAAACCAGUAUAAAGCAGAAGACAUAUUUGAAUUUGAAAUAUAAUGCAAUAAAGUGUCUUGACAUAUAA